Osmia lignaria (orchard mason bee) is the source of this 3317-nucleotide messenger RNA. RefSeq names its product kinesin-like protein Klp61F. NCBI's taxonomy places the organism in Eukaryota, Metazoa, Arthropoda, Insecta, Hymenoptera, Megachilidae. Gene Ontology annotation, biological process: spindle elongation; microtubule-based movement; mitotic spindle assembly. Gene Ontology annotation, molecular function: ATP binding; plus-end-directed microtubule motor activity; microtubule binding. The record is from RefSeq and is a predicted model, not a curated record. Gene Ontology annotation, cellular component: nucleus; mitotic spindle; spindle microtubule.
AACCACAACAUUUAAAUUCUUCAACGGUUAGCAUUGUAAGGGGAAGUGUUUGUAUGUACAUAUGUACACAAUAUAAAAAGGACUGCAUUUUUAUGUGAAAAACAAAUGUAUGAACAGAGAAAUUAAAAUCGGUUAAAGUGUCGAGAAUAUUUCAUUUAUGAGAAAAUGAACGAUACACGUAAUUCAAAGAAAGAGAAGAAGCAACAUAUACAAGUUUACAUUCGUGUGAGACCAAUAAAUGAUUCCGAAAGAUUUGGAAAAUCUACAACAGUAGUUGAUGUUCCAUCUAACAAAGAAAUAAUCGUACGUGACAGACCACCAUACGAUAAAUAUACAAAGAAAUUCACUUUUGACAAAGUAUUUGGACCUGAUUCAAAACAAUUAGAAGUGUACAAUGUGGUUGUUAAUCCAUUGGUGGAGGAAGUUUUGGCUGGAUACAAUUGCACAGUAUUUGCUUACGGACAAACUGGUACUGGAAAAACUUUUACUAUGGAAGGAAUAGACAAUGAUCCAUCAUUACAUUGGCAACAAGAUACUCCUGCUGGAAUCAUACCACGUGCUUUAAGCCAUUUAUUUGAUGAGCUACGCGUAUUAGAGGUACAAGAAUAUUCUAUAAGAGUCAGCUUCUUGGAAUUGUAUAACGAAGAAAUAUUUGAUUUACUAUCCCCUAGCGACGAAGCUGCUAAAAUAAGGAUAUACGAGGAUCCAACAAAAAAAGGUUCAGUGAUUGUACACGGUUUAGAGGAAAUGUCCAUACAUAAUAAAACUGAAGUAUUUAAAAUUCUUCAACGAGGAUCAGAGAAGAGACAAACAGCAACUACAUUAAUGAAUGCUCAUUCCAGUCGUUCUCAUACAAUAUUUUCCAUUACCAUUCACAUAAGGGAAUAUACUUUAGAAGGUGAAGAGCUAGUAAAGACAGGGAAAUUAAAUUUAGUCGAUUUAGCCGGUAGUGAAAAUAUUGGAAAGUCGGGUGCUGUUGAUCGAAGAGCGAGAGAAGCAGGCAAUAUUAAUCAGUCUCUGUUAACUCUAAGUCGUGUCAUAACAGCUCUUGUAGAAAAAACUCCGCAUGUACCAUAUCGAGAAUCAAAAUUAACGCGGUUGCUCCAAGAAUCUUUGGGUGGACGUACCAAAACUUCCAUAAUUGCAACAGUAUCUCCUGCUAGUAUUAAUCUUGAAGAAUCUCUAUCAACUUUGGAUUAUGCACACCGUGCGAAAAAUAUAACGAAUCGACCUGAAGUUAAUCAGAAAUUCUCCACGAAAGCAUUGCUUCAAGAAUAUAUAGCAGAAAUUGAAAAAUUGAAAAAAGAUUUAACGGCAACUCGUGAACGCAAUGGAAUUUAUUUAAAUGAAGAUAGUUACAAUCAAAUGCAAUCAUUGAUAGAAUUUCAGAAUAAAGAAGUAGAAAAGAAAUUAGAUUACAUUAAAGCACUUGAAGAAGCUAUGCAUUAUAAGGAGCAAUUAUUUAAUAAAUUAAAAUCAAAAAACUCUGAACAAGCUUAUGAGCUACAAAAUACAACAAAUCGAUUAGAAAGUACAGUAAAUGCGUUGAUGAUGACAUCAUCGCAUUUGGCAUUAUCAGAACAGGAGAAGGAAGAGCAAAAGCAUCUUGUUGAAAAACAUGCAUCUACCGAAGAUAUUCUUUUGUCGCAAGUUCAAACGGUUUUAGAUGUAGCUGACACAGCUACUUCAGAUGUACAUAAACUUCACGACAAAAUUUAUCGCAAAAUGCAAGUUGGACAGCAAAAUAUGUGUCUUGGGCAACAGUUUAAGAAAUAUAUUAAAGGACGAAUUAUAAAUAUUCAAGCUGAUAUUUCAGAACAUGCUGAGGAUUUAAUGAAAUUCUGUACCUCUGUAAAGGAAAAUAUAGACGCGCAAUCUGUUUUAUUUAGUGAAACUGUUGAUAAAUCAAUUGAAACGAUAUCCGCAAAUCUUGUUAAUUGUGAGCAAAAUAUAACUGACGAAUUAAAAAAGAACAUAAAUGAUUCUAAUUUAAGGCAUCAACAAUGGCUUGAAGGCGAAAUAAAAAAUGUUACAACCAUAACAGAAAAAGAAUGUAGCAUAUCAAAUUAUCUGUUUAGUACCACAAAAAAAAUUCAUCAAUUAAUGGAAAAUAAAAUAGCUGAAAAUUUUGAAAUAUUAAAUACUGACAUUUCUUAUAAAGUUGACAGUUUAACAGAAUCUACAAAGAAAUUAAUAACAUCAAUUUUUAAUCAUUCAAAUGACAAGUGUGAACAUUUAAGUAACACUACUCAGGAAGUGAAAGAAAAUAUUGAAAAUAUUCGGCACAAUCAAAAUACUCUUAUGAAAAAACGUGCAAAUUUUGCAAAGAUAAUGAAAGAAUUACAACACUGUUUCGACGAAUUACAAAAAGAGGACGAGGAAAAUUACUCUUGGACGUGUGCUACAUUAAAUAACAUUGAUGAAACAUGUAAUACUGUAAAUAACAAAGCUUCAAAUGCUUGCCAAAUAAAUAUAGAAGAAGGAAAUCAUUUACAAAAUAAACUAAAAAAUAAUUUACAAAUUAUAAAACAAGAGGUUGCUGUAGAAACAGAAAAGUCACGGACGUUGACGCAAAAUACUAUCGUACAAAGUAAAAUGUUAAUAGAUCGAUUCCAAGCUGAUUUAAGCAAAAAUUGUGAUACAAUAACAAAUUACAAAAAUUGCGUGGAACGUAACAUAAGAGAGAUACAACAAAAAAUGAAAGAAGAUACAAGCCUCGUUUUAUCAGCAAUUAAUGAUGUGUAUAUGACAGUUUACAGUGCAAGUGAUAAACAUGCAAAAUGCUUAAAUGUAUGUAAAACAGCUUUCAUAAACGUAUGUAUGGAAGUGAGUCAGAAGCUCGAAAGUGAAAAUUCGAAUGCAGCAAACAUGAAUAGUAAAAUUAUUGCAGAAAUGCAAACAAUCCGCAAUCAAGUUGACAAAUUUUUCGUGGACGAUCUAUUCCGUGAUGUUCCAACAGGUUUUACUCCGGUAAGGAAAAACUUUCAAUAUCCUAAAAAACUUAUUAAAACAUCUCCUCCCGAAAGAAUUCUUAAUAGAUAUAGAGAAGCACUUAAGGAAAUUGAUGAUAAUAGAGAACAUGAAUCAAUUGUGGCAUUGAAUAAUAACACGGAAAUAAACAAGACUGUGAAUGCAACCUGAGGAAUUGAUGAUUUGAAUAAAGAAAUAAUUAUAAUUUAGUACGUUGCUGAAAGCGGCAUCAAAGUUUUCACCUGGGGGUGUUUGAGACCCCGAAAAUCGUAACCCCUCGAUAACAACAAAGGCAUGUCUUUCUGUAUCUGGAUUGUUUUUGUUGAGGCAUUCUGUCAAGUUGCAAG